Molecule: messenger RNA, 563 nt
Organism: Saccostrea cuccullata (small rock oyster)
Lineage: Eukaryota; Metazoa; Mollusca; Bivalvia; Ostreida; Ostreidae
Exons: 3
Coding region: 1-441 (146 amino acids)
Source: RefSeq, a predicted model, not a curated record
AUGCAGAAUUAUUCUUUUUUUACAUUUAUUUUAUACAGAAACAAGGGUUCAAGGUGUUCGACUAAUUAUUGGUAUAAAGAGGACAGUAAUGAAUGUGUUGCGUGCAAUCAAGGAUAUUUUGGUAACAACUGUACAGAGCUGUGUCCAUUUCCAUUUUACGGAGUAGUUUGUGUUAAAAAAUGCAACUGCUCUGUAGACGACUGCCACUACGCUACAGGAUGCCCAGUGCUACAAAUUGAAACUAAUGGGACAACGUCUCCCAGUGAGAAACGUGACACUUUUAACCGGAAACGUCUAAAUCUUCGCAUAGGUGUGUUUGUCUACGGUGGUAUUCUUAUUGUUUUUGUUCUGCUCUUUCUUUUGAUUGAAUUGCGUCGAAGGACAAGACAAAGUGUCGUUGAACAACAAAUAUUUACUGAAAAUGCACCAGCGUAUGAGUAAAUUCAAAUCAAUGAAGAGCAUCCGUGUUAAAAUAUAAUGUGACCCAUGCAGAAAAUAGCAAGAAAGGAAUUAGAGAAUUUGUUAAUAAUGAUACGCGAAAUUUCGAGAAAAAGGAGGUUAAA